Molecule: messenger RNA, 2268 nt
Organism: Rhagoletis zephyria (snowberry fruit fly)
Lineage: Eukaryota; Metazoa; Arthropoda; Insecta; Diptera; Tephritidae
Source: RefSeq, a predicted model, not a curated record
AUGGGAUCCACUUCUGCUCCCCCUUCUACUAAAGAAACUGGAUCAACCGACUCGUUUGCGAAACUGGAUCAACCGACUCGUUUGCGGUACGAACAAUCAUUAUCAAAGCCACGGGAGGUACAAACACUCAAGGAAUUCCUGCAAUUUCUGGAGAAACACUUUCAAUCCAUGGAAGCGAUGGGUGCCAAAGACAAAUCUACAAGCGCAACUGCAAAGGAUUCAAAAAGGGAUGUGAGCAAAGACAUUACAUCAGUAGCCACUCCAACACAAGGCAACGAAUCGCAAAGUACUACACCAUCCAGGACCAAAUCAACGCCAUCAAAAGACGAAGCAGCGUCACUUACCACCGCAAAGCACACAAAGUCAAACACAUAUGUACUACUCAGCACUGCCAUGGUGAAAGUUAGAGGAAUCGGAACAGAAGUGCAGUGUCGGGCAAUUCUCAAUUCAGACUCACAAGUUAAUUUUGUGACUGAACGAUUGGUUAAACGUCUUGGCAUCUCAACUAAACCAUCACCAAUCUCCAUUAGUGGCAUCGAGUCAAGGAGCACUAAGAUACAGCAUCGAGUCAAUGUGGCGCUACAGUCUCGGAUCAACAACUUUACAACGCGGCUAGAGGCAGCGGUAUUGCCUCAGAUUAUAUCCCCGCAGCCGUCGCAAGAAAUCAAGAUCGACGAAUGGCAAAUUCCUGAGAACAUCAUGUUAGCCGAUCCAUCAUUCAAUCGCCGUGACAAAAUUGAUAUAUUGUUGGGGGCGGAAUUCUACAAUCAACUGAUGGCAGCAGGGCAAAUAAAACUGUCAGAUGACCUACCCAUUCUGCAAAAUACAGUGCUGGGAUGGAUCAUCGCGGGAAAAGUUGGUGGCAACUACAUCUCAAAUGCAAUAUGUGGAAUCUGUACCAACGAUGACAUCAACUUAGAUGCAGCCAUUGCUCGAUUAUGGGAACUUGAGGAUGUUGCAACUGUAAGAAAACAACAUUCCGUAGCAGAAAAACAGUGCGAAGCUCAUUUCGCACAACAUACACUCAUCAAUGAAAAUGGGAGAUUCAUGGUAAGGCUACCAUUUCAUGAAAAUCCGGAGGCCUUAGGGGAAUCCUAUGGGAUGGCGUAUAAUCGAUUCCUGGCCUUAGAACGUCGACUGGCAAAAUCGCUCCAGACAAAGAAUCAAUAUGUACAAUUUAUGGAGGAAUAUGAGAACUUGGGGCACAUGACGCGAGUGGAUAUUGAUUCCAUCAGCAAACCUAGGUUCGUCUUCACCACAGAUGUAGAAAAAAUGUAUCGACAGAUGCUCAUUCAACCGGACGAACGCAAAUUCCAACUUAUCAUCUGGCGAGAGGAUUCAAGCCUACCAAUAAAGCAUUAUCAGCUAAAUACAAUCACACAUGGGACAAGAUCUGCUCCAUAUUUAGCCCCUAAAUGUUUGCAGAAAAUUGCAAAAGAAAAUGCAUUACAAUAUCCUCUUGGUGCUCAGUUUCUACAGGACAAUUUUUAUGUAGACGACGGAAUUGGUGGGUCAGACAGCUUAACCACGACGAUGGAAAUCCAACAGCAACUGAUACACACCUUAAAACAACGUGGUCUUAACCUAAGAAAAUGGUGCGCCAAUCACUCACAAUUACUGCAAAAUGUUAGCAUGGAGGAACAAGAAGUUGACAUAGACUUUGACAAUGACAUCAAUCAAAGUAUUAAAACGUUGGGGUUAACAUGGAUGCCUAAGAUGGAUCGAUUCUGCGUAAAGGUACGCCUAGGAAGCUGCAGUCUUGCAACUAAACGCUCAGUCAGCGCCGAUCUUGCAAGGCUAUUCGAUCCGUUGGGGAUACUAGCACCAAUUGUAGUCAUGGCAAAAAUGUUUAUUCAAGAUCUCUGGCAACUGAAGCUGACAUGGGAUGAAGCAUUACCAGCCGAUUUGAAUGAGAGAUGGACAACAUUUCGAAAUGAUUUGCAAAAAUUGGACAACAUGCAAGUUUCACGGCACGUGUUUGAAGGAUACAUCCCAGCAAAAAUUCAAAUUCAUGUCUUCUCCGACGCAUCAGAAAAGGCAUAUGGUGCUGCGAUUUACAUUAGAUCCGAGCUGGAUGAGGGACGAGUACAAGUGAGGCUGCUCUGUGCAAAAUCUCGUGUGGCACCCUUGAAACUGCAAACUAUUCCUCGGCUUGAGCUCUGUACAUCAGUACUGGGUACUCAACUUACUACAAGGGUCAAAUCAGACCUUAAGCUAGACGAUGUGGCUACAUACUUUUGGACUGAUUCACAAAUCGUGUUGGCAUGA